AUGAGGUACGCUCUCUCGCUGCUGCCGGCUCUGGCCGCAGCAUCGCCUCUCCUCCAGGUCGGCACCAUCCACAACGGUGCCGCGCCCGUCCUCUCUUCGACGCAUGCGAAGGAGGUGCCCAACUCGUACAUGGUCGUGUUCAAGAAGCACGUCAAGCACGAGGCUGCCCAGAGCCACCACGAGUGGGUGCAGAGCAUCCACACCAAGAACCAGGACGAGCGCAUGGAGCUGCGCAAGCGAUCGCAGUUCCCCCUCACGUCCGAGGUCUUCGACGGCCUCAAGCACACUUAUAACAUUGUUGGGGGGUUGAUGGGCUACUCAGGUCACUUUGACGAUGAGACGCUUGAGGCCAUCCGGAGGCAUCCUGACGUCGACUACAUCGAGAAGGACUCCGAGGUCCACACUAUGGGCAGCAGCGACGACUACGAGACCGAGAAAAACGCCCCGUGGGGUCUCGCCCGUAUCUCGCACCGCGACUCGCUGAGCUUCGGCACCUGGAACAAGUACCUCUACUCUGCCGACGGCGGUGAGGGCGUUGACGUCUAUGUCAUUGAUACCGGCACCAACUACAAGCAUGUUGACUUCGAGGGCCGUGCUCACUGGGGCAAGACCAUCCCGCAGGGUGACGCCGACGAGGAUGGCAACGGCCACGGCACUCACUGCUCUGGCACUGUUGCUGGCAAGAAGUACGGUGUUGCCAAGAAGGCCAGCGUCUAUGCUGUCAAGGUGCUCCGCUCCAACGGCUCCGGCACCAUGUCCGAUGUCGUCAAGGGUGUUGAGUACGCCGUUCAGGCCCACAACGAGCAGGUCGAGGCCGCCAAGAAGGGUAAGAGGAAGGGCUUCAAGGGUAGCGCUGCCAACAUGAGCUUGGGUGGCGGCAAGUCCACCACCCUUGAUCUCGCCGUCAAUGCCGCCGUCGACGCUGGCAUUCACUUCGCUGUCGCUGCCGGUAACGACAACGCCGACUCUUGCAACUACUCCCCCGCUGCUGCUGAGAACGCCGUCACGGUCGGUGCCUCCACUCUCCUUGAUGAGCGUGCCUACUUCUCCAACUAUGGAAAGUGCAACGACAUCUUCGCUCCUGGACUGAACAUCCUGUCUACCUGGAUCGGAUCUGAGCACGCGACCAACACUAUCUCCGGUACCUCGAUGGCUUCUCCCCACAUUGCUGGUCUCUUGGCCUACAUGCUCUCGCUCCAGCCUUCCAAGGACUCCGCUUAUGCCGUCGGCGACAUCACUCCCAAGAAACUCAAGGCCAGCCUCAUCUCAAUCGGUACCGUUGGUGCCCUCUCUGACGUCCCAAGCAACACCAAAAACGUCCUCGCCUGGAACGGCGGUGGCUCUUCCAACUACACCGACAUCGUCAACAAGGGCGGCUACAACGUCAAGGCUGUUGAGCAGGAGGAAGACUCCAUUACCAUCACCAUCCCUUCUUUCUCUGAGAUCGAGGAGGACAUCCAGUCCGAGUUUGAGAAGGCCAAGUCCUCCGCUGGCCGCACCGGCCACCAUCUCCAGGACAAGCUCGACAAGCUCACCGCCGAAAUUGAGGACUUCGUCGCUGAGGAGAUGGAGGGCUUCUUUGAGGAGUUCAAGGAGCGCGUCGCUCGCGAGUAG
Messenger RNA from Trematosphaeria pertusa, 1614 nucleotides. RefSeq lists its product as uncharacterized. NCBI's taxonomy places the organism in Eukaryota, Fungi, Ascomycota, Dothideomycetes, Pleosporales, Trematosphaeriaceae. The transcript is spliced from 2 exons. Bases 1 to 1614 code for a protein of 537 amino acids. Gene Ontology annotation, biological process: proteolysis. The record is from RefSeq and is a predicted model, not a curated record. Gene Ontology annotation, molecular function: serine-type endopeptidase activity.